GCGACGCGCUGGCCGCGCUGGCCGUGGACGCGCACGCGCGCAACCUGUACUGGAGCGACGCCGCGCGCGCGCUGCUGCUCGUGGCGCGCCUGGACGGCCGCCACCGCUACGUGCUGCGCGACACCGCCCCGCUCGUCGUCACCGCGCUGGCGAUCGACCCGUGGGAGGGCUGGCUGUUCAUGGCGGGCGGCGGCUGGGUGCAGCGUGCGCGCCUGGACGCCUCGGCGCCGGCGCUGCUCUACAACGGGACGGCGCUGACCGACAUAGCUUUGGACCUGCAGGAGAAGUACGUGUACUGGUCGGACACGUGGGACGUGAGCGUGUGGCGCAUGCGCUACGACGGCUCCGAGAAGCUGCGGCUGCUGGCCGGCGCGCCGCUGCGGCACCCCGUGGCCGUCGCCGUGCACCGCGGGCAGCUCUACUGGCUCGACACGAUGCUGAACCAGGGCAGCGUGGUCGCGGCGCCGCUGGCCGACCCGAGCGCGCACCGCGUGCUCGCCGACAACCUGGGCGACAGCCUCAAGGACCUGACGGUGUGGUCGCGCUCGCAGGGCGGGCGCGGCCGCAACCCGUGCGCGCGCGGCGCGGGCUGCGAGGCGCUGUGCCUGUGGGACGGCCGCGCCGCGCGCUGCGCCUGCCCGCACGGCGCGCUGGCCGCCAACGGCCGGAACUGCACGCCGUCCACGUCUUUUUUGAUGUACGCCCGGGUGUCCAUGAUCGACACCAUUCACAUCGACGGCGGCAAAGACCUGAACUCGCCCUACCCACCUAUCGAGAACAAGACGCUGCUGCGGAACGUGAUCGCGCUGGCCUACGAGUACGACACGGCCACGGUGUUCUACUCCGACAUCCAGCGCGCCGCCCUGCACGCCGUGCACUUCAACGGCUCCGACCAUCGCGUGCUGCUGCCGCAGGUGGGCUCGGUGGAGGGCAUGGUGUUCGCGGCGGCGGAGCGCACGCUGUACUGGACGAGCGCGGCGGGCGCGGCGGGCGCGGCGGGCGCGGCGCUGCGGGCGGCGCACGUGCCCGCGCUGCUGCGCGCGCCGCCGGCCGCGCGGGCGCGCCUCGUGCGCACCGUGCUGGCGCUGCGGGAGGGCGACCGGCCGCGGGGCAUCGACUACGACCCGUGUGAAAAGCGCGUGUACUGGACGAACUGGAACGCGUCGCGGCCGUGCAUCGAGCGCGCGCAGUCCAGCGGGCGCGCGCGCCAGGCGCUCGUCACGCGCGACAUCCUCAUGCCCAACGGGCUGGCGCUGGAGCACGCCACGCGCCUGCUGUACUGGGCCGACGCCCGCCUCGACAAGAUCGAGCGCAUGCACUACGACGGCUCGCACCGACAGGUGGUGACGCGGUCGCGCGCGGAGCACCCUUUCGCGGUUGCGGCUGGCGGCGGCUGGGUAGCGUGGACGGACUGGGUGGCGCGCGGAGUGUUCGUGGCCGAGCGAGGGGGGGGCGCCGUGCGCGCUCUGCGCUCCGACGUCCCCCGCCCGUGCGCACUCGUGCUCGUCGCGCCCGACGCACAGACAUGUUCAUCGGACCCCUGCGCAGUGAUGAAUGGCGGGUGUGCAGAAGUGUGCGCGAUUGACGCGAGCGGGCACGCAGCGUGCUCGUGUCGUGCGGGCCGCGUGCUCGCGCGUGACGGCCACGCGUGCGUGCCGCCGAGCAGCGAGUGUGCGCCCGAGCAGUUCGCGUGCGCGGAGGGCCCGUGCUUGCCGGAGCACCUCGUGUGUGACGGCGUGCCGCACUGCAGCGGGGACGUGGACGCCAGCGACGAGGAUUUAUAUUAUUGCACCUCGCGCACGUGCCCGGCGGGAUGGCACGCGUGCGGCGCGGGCGGGCGCUGCGUGGCGGACGGCAACGUGUGCGACGGACACGUGGACUGCGACGACGGCUCCGACGAGGCCGACUGCGACUGCCCGCCGGCCACCUACAAGUGCAGCGACGGCACGUGCGUGGACGUGUCGGCGCGCUGCGACGGGCGCGCGCAGUGCCCCGACGGCUCGGACGAGCGCGCCUGCCCGCCGGGCGCGUGCGCGGGCGCGGCCGCCGUGCGCUGCGCGUCGCGCGAGCAGUGCUACGCGCCCGAGCAGCGCUGCGACGGCCGCGCGCACUGCGCCGACGGCAGCGACGAGGCCGACUGCGGCGCCGAAACGACAAUUCCACCCGACUCCGGCUACGACGUCGAAACUUUCGAGGAGCAGCCCGUGCUGGGCUGCACGAAGGAACAGUUCCAGUGCGGCGGCGACGACGCGAAGGGGGCGGUCGAGUGCGUCCCCAUCGCCUGGCGCUGCGACGGGCGCGCCGACUGCUCCGACGGCUCCGACGAGACGCUGCACUGCCGGCACGCCAACGGCAGCGCGUGCGCGCCGGGCGCGCUGGCGUGCGGCGCGGCGGGCGCCUGCGUGCCGGCCGCGCGCUGCGACGGCGUGGCCGACUGCCCGCGCGCCGAGGACGAGGCCGACUGCGCCUGCGCGCCCGGCGCCUUCCGCUGCGCCGCCGGCGAGCUGUGCCUGCACACGAGCCUGUACUGCGACGGCGACGCGGACUGCGCGGACGGCUCGGACGAGCCCCCGGGCUGCUCGGCGCGCACGCCGGCCGGCGCCGAGCGCGGCAACGCCAGCGACACGUUCGAGGCGCGGCUGUGCGCGGGCGAGCCGGGCGCGCUGUACUGCCGCGGCCGCUGCGUGCCGCGCGCGCGCGUGUGCGACGGCCGCGACGACUGCGCGGACGGCGGCGCCGGCUCCGACGAGGACCCGCUCAUGUGCUCCUCUUUCGCGGCGGCGUUCGGUUCCGCGGUGGAGGCGGCGGUGGCGGGCGCGCAGGGCUGCGCUCGCGGCUCGUGGCGCUGCGGGAACGGCGCCUGCGUGGCGCCCGCCGUGCUGUGCGACGGGGAGGACGACUGCGGCGACUUCACCGACGAGUGGCACUGCAACAUCGACGAGUGUCUCGUACAAAACGGCGAGUGCCCGCACAACUGCACGGACCUGCCCGUGGGUCGCGCGUGCUGGUGUCGAGCUGGCUGGCGACGCGCCGGGCGUGCCUGCGCGGACGUCGACGAGUGUCGGGAGGACCGACCCUGCGAGCACCGCUGCAGAAACACAUUAGGUAGUUACGUUUGUUCCUGCGAGGACGGCUAUCGGCUGAUGGAGGAUCGGUCCAGUUGUACGCCGAUCUCGUCGGUGAACGCGUCGCUGAUCUUCUCCAACCGCUACUACAUCCGGCGCACGUCGCUCGGGGGCGAGGCGAGCACGUCGCUGCUCGUGCACAACCUCACCAACGCGGUGGCGCUGGACGCGCUGUGGGCCGGCGGCUGUCUGCUGUGGAGCGACGUGACGCGUCUGGGCUCGUCCAUCAAGCGCCUGUGCCGCGAGGGGGACGCGCCGGGUGCGGGGGGCCCGGGCGGGGGGGAGGCGCGCGUGGUGGCCGGCGCCACGCUGCAGAACCCGGAUGGGCUGGCGGUGGACUGGGUGGCGCGCAACGUAUACUGGUGCGACAAGGGCACGGACACGGUGGAGGUGGCGCGCCUGGACGGUCGCCACCGCCGCGUGCUGCUGCGCGAGGGCCUGCACGAGCCGCGGGCGCUCGCGCUGCUGCCCUCCGCGGGCUGGCUGUACUGGUCGGACUGGGGCGCGCAGGCGCACAUCGGACGGGCCGGCAUGGACGGGUCGCGGCGCUCGGUGCUGGUGGCGGGGCUGGGCUGGCCCAACGCGCUCACGCUGUCGCUCGCCACCGACGAGCUGUUCUUCGCCGACGCGAGGGACGACUACAUCGCCGUCGCGGACCUCGACGGCUCGCACGUGCGCAUAUUGUUCUCGAGAGAGCGCAUGCCGUGGCUGCGACUGCACCACGUGUUCGCGCUGGCGGUGUGGUCGGGCCGCGUGUACUGGACGGACUGGGAGACGCGCGCGCUGGAGUCCUGUCGCCGCGCCCCCGACCCCGCCUACAACGUGUCGGAGGUGGUGCCGCUGGCCAGCGGCGGCGCCUACCGCUGCCGCACCGAGGCGCACACCGUGCACAAGCCCAUGGACCUGCGUGUGCUGCACCCCGCGCGCCAGCCGCCCGUCCCGCGCCUGACGGCGCUUUGCGAGGAGUUGAACUGCACGGGGCUAUGUCUACUGACGCCGGAGGAGCAGCCGGGUACGGGCGCCGGGGCGCGCUGUGCCUGUCCCGAGCAUUUCGCUCUGGCGGCUGACGGGCGCACCUGCCGACCCAACUGCACGUCAGCGCACUUCGUCUGCCGCACCGCACUCAAGUGCAUCCCAUUCUGGUGGCGCUGUGACACACAGGACGAUUGCGGCGACGGCUCGGACGAGCCGGCUUCGUGCCCGCCGUUCCGCUGCUCCCCGGGCCAGUUCCAGUGCGCCAACGGACGCUGCGUGCACCCGGCGCACAUCUGCGACGGCGCGCAGCAGUGCGGCGACGGCAGCGACGAGCGCGACUGCGACCGCUUCACGUGCCUGGCGUCGCAGUGGAAGUGCGGCGCCGACGCGGCGAGCGGCGCGUCGGCGCGCUGCGUGCCCGCCGCGGCGCGCUGCGACGGCGUGCGCGACUGCGCCGGCGGCGACGACGAGCGCGACUGCCCGCCGCCCACGUGCCCGCCGCACCACUUCCAGUGCGGCACGGGCGCGUGCGUGCCGUCGGUGUGGGUGUGCGACGAGGACGGCGACUGCGGCGACGAGUCGGACGAGGGCGCGCACUGCUCGCAGCGCACGUGCGCGCGCAGCGAGUUCCGCUGCUCGUCGGGGCGCUGCGUGCCGCGCGACUGGCUGUGCGACGGCGAGGCGGACUGCCCGGCGCGCGAGGACGAGGCGCACUGCGAGGCGCGCGCGGCGUGCGAGCCGACGUACUUCCGCUGCGGCGACCUGCGCUGCGUGCCGGGCCGCUGGCGCUGCGACUUCGAGGAGGACUGCCUCGACGGCUCCGACGAGCGGAACUGCACGCCGCGCAACUGCUCCGAGUCGGAAUUCCGGUGCGACAACGGCGAGUGCAUCCGCGGCUCGCUGCGCUGCUCGGGCGCGGCCGACUGCGCGGGCGGCGAGGACGAGCGCGGGUGCGCCGCGCACUGCGGGCCGCGGGCGCGGCUCUGCGCCGUCUCGCGGGAGUGCCUGCUCGAGGAGUGGUGGUGCGACGGCGAGGUGGACUGCUCCGACGGCUCCGACGAGGCGGCGUGCGCGGGCGCCGCGAGCGCCGCCCCGCCCUCCCCCUCCGCCUCCGCCUCCCCCUCCCCCGCGUGCGGCGCGCGGCUGCGCUGCGGCGCGGCGUGCGCGCCGGCCGCGUGGCGCUGCGACGCGCGCCGCGACUGCGCCGGCGGCGCCGACGAGGCCGCCGCGCUGUGUGCGCACACGGCGUGCCCGCCGCCCAUGGUCAGAUGCGGCGACAACACGUGCAUACCUCCGCAGCUGAUGUGCGACGGGUACGAGGACUGCUCCGAUGCGAGCGACGAGAAUCGCUUACUAUGCAGCCGGACGAGCGCCGAGUCCCCGUGCGCGGCGCACGAGCAGCUGUGCGGGGACGGGCGCUGCGUGCCGGCGGGCGCGGCCUGCGCGCCGGAGUCCGGCGGCUGCAGCUGGCGCACGUGUCCGCAGCGCUGCCUGCCCAAGCACGCGCACAACCACACUUGCAAAUGCGUUCCCGGCUACAAGCAACAUCAACUUCCGGACGGCACUCUGAGCUGCGAGGCUACAGGUGAAAAGGCGAAGGUGCUGGUGGCGUCCAACGGCGUGCUCCGUCUGCUGGAGCUCCACAAGCACGACCACGAGCCGCCGCCCAUCGAGCAGUCCGACAACCGCGCGGAGAUCGUGUCGCUGGCGGUGGCGCCGGUGGGCGGCGCGUGGUGGGCGUGGUGGGCCGACGGCGCGGGCCGCGUGCGCCGCGUGCGCCUGCGCAGCGCUGCGCCCGCGCGCGCCAAGCUGACCGCCGCCGCCGCCGCCGCCGCCGCCGAACACGCCGCCGACGCGCUGCCGGCGCUGCCCGACGCGCUGCCGCCGCUGGCCGACGCCGACACCGUCGUGAACGACGGUGGAGAGGUUCGCGGCGUAGCGGUCGACCCGGUGUCGGAGCGACUGUACUGGACCAGCGUGCGCGCCGCGCCGCCCGCCACGCGCGAACACGGCACGGUGGGCGCGCUGCACGUGGCGGCGCUGGACGGGCGGCGCCGCGUCACGCUGUGGCAGCAGGCCGGCGCGGAGCCCGACGACGUGGCCAUCUCCGUGCAGACGGGCGAGGUGUUCUGGUCGGAGCGCGGCGCGUGGGGCGGCGUGCUGCGCGCGCGGCUGGACGGCGGCGGCGUGCGCUGGCUGCUGCGCGCGCGCUCCCGCCGCCCCGCCGCGCUGGCGCUGCAGGCGCCCGCCGCGCGCCUCUUCGUGCUGGACGCCUACUACGCGGCGCUCGACAGCGUCGCGCUGGACGGCUCGGAGCGCGCCACGCACGUGCUGUUCCGCUCCGACCCCGCGGCGGCGCUGCCGCCGCACGUCGACAGGAGCAAAGAGGGCGUGGAAUGGCAACGCGUGAGCAGUCGCACGUGCUUGCGGAUGGCGGUGUGGGAGGAAUCGGUGUGGUGCGCCACCACGCGCGGGCUGCUGGCGCUCCCGCGUCGUCUCCGAGCUAACUCUACGGCGCACGCGCACGUACACGCACACGCGCCGCCGCGACACCGUGCGCCCGUGUCCGCGCUGGCCAUACUGCACCCCGUGCUGUUCCACAUGCUGCCGACCGAGGACCCGUGCGCGGCGACGGCGUGCGCGGCCAGCGCGCUGUGCGUGCGGAGCGCCGCGGGCCGCACGUGCCUGUGUCCCGACGGGCUCCGCGCCACGCAGGCGGCUGACGGGCGGCUCGAGUGCGUCAUAUCGAGCGAAAGCACAAACGCGAGCGCGGCCGGCGGCGCGUGCUCGCUGGGCUGCGGGCCGGGCACGUGCGUGCGCGCGCACGCGGGCGAGGCGUGCGCGUGCCCCGGCGAGUACGCGGGCGCGCGCUGCCAGCACUACCGCUGCGCCGCGCACUGCCACCGCCGCGGCCGCUGCCACCUGGCGGACGAGCGCGCCAACACCACGCACGUCGGCGACGACGACUUGCCCGCGCUGAUGUGCUCGUGCUACGCGGGGCACGGCGGGCCUCGCUGCGAGGCGGACACGUGCGCGCGCGGGCUGGCGGGCGCGAACUGCACCGAGUGCGCCGCGGGCCCCGAGGGCGCGGCCUGCCGGGAGAAGGAGAGGGCUCUGUGCGAGAACUACUGCCUGAACAACGGCUCGUGCGCGGCGGCGGGCGGGCGCGCGCGCUGCUCGUGCGCGGCGGGCUGGCGCGGCGCGCGCUGCGGCGAGGCGGCCGAAUGGGGAUCAUGUGUAGGCUCAUGCGCGCACGGGGGUCGUUGCGUGCGCGGCGCGGGGACCGGGGAGGGAGGCGCGUGCGCGUGCGCCGGCGCCUGGGGCGGCCCGCGCUGCCAGCACUACGUCGGCUACGACCAUGCCUGUCUAUCCGCCGCCUGCCCACCUCCCACCGUCUGCAUCUGGAGACCUUCAAAUAACCCGUCGUGGCCGGGCACGCCGUACUGCGCGUGCGGCGAGGGCCUGCAGUGCGCGGACGCGGGCGGCGCGGCGGCGGAGGGCGCGGGGGGCGCGGGGGGCGCGGCGUGGGGCGCGGGGCUGCUGGCGCUGCUGGCGUUGCUGGCCGCGCUGCUGGCCACCAUGUACGUCGUGCACAGGAGGCGCCACGGCGCGUUCGUGCACGCGCGGCUGGCGGAGGGCGCGGAGGCGCUGGAGAUCAGCAACCCCAUGUACCUCGCCGGGGACGACGACCGCGACCCGCCCGCCACAAACGGCGGCAAUCAUUUCGCGAAUCCGAUAUACGAGAGUAUGUACGCGCCGCAAGACAACAACCCCCCCGAGGAGCAGGCGUCGUUGCUGGAGGCGGCGCCCGAGCGCGCCGCGCUGCUGUGAGCCGACCGGCGGCGACCGACGCCUGGCGCCCGGGCGGAAUCUUAAUACCUCGUGUACCACUCCCUAGUGAUUUUACUUCUUAAAGUACUCGAAUGUUUUGAGGUUGUAAAACGUUAUCAUUUGUAAUGAGAAUCCUUAUCUUUAAGUACAAUUUAAUGUGUUAUGCAAAUCGCAGACUAAGGCACGACUUGGUACAUAAACCAUAUUUUUUAUUAUAUUCUUAAAUGAUUUAUGAAACAACCGUCAUCGAUGUCCGCGUUGAAUAGAGAUCACUUUGACACCUCGCAUAAAUAACUAAUCAACGAUAAGGAAAUGUGCGCAAAUGAACUAAAUUUGCGCACAUGUUUGUGCCAAAUUGAAUUUUCUCUACUUUACUAAACCUAAUACUAAAUCUAAUAUUUAACAUUCGAGAGCAGUCGUUGCUACAGGUAACAUGGGUCGUACAUGCACUCGGACGAUGCUCGCUGUUAAUAUAUAUUUCUUCUUUCGUCUCACUUAAAACGUAACAAAUGACCAAAAAUGAGAUGUUAAUGAUGUAGUGAUCAUGUCAUGUACACAAUUAGGAUAAAUCGUUUAGUUAAGCGCGAACUAUUCUUAUUAUACUUUAGUACUUUAUUACUCUACUGUUUGUUUGUUGUGACUAGUUCAAAUAAAUGCAUAGAAUCAAAUAUGUAGUUAAAUAUAUUCGACUUAGUUCUUAGAAAGUGACGAAGUUUGUGAUGAAUUUGUAAUUUAGAUAGUGGGCAGGUGGUCUCUUUAGAUUUUGUUACGUCAUUAACAAAGUAAUCGGUACAGUCGGCCUGAAAACCGAUUUAGAUCAAGUUCAGUAUCAGAAUUUUAGUCUAAUAAAUUUCGUUCUACGGACCGCUGACGUGAGAUGACAUCUGAAAAUUUGAUUUUCAAACAAAACUUUUAAUAUUAAUGCAACGAAUCAUCGUUUUUGAGGCUGACUGUACUAUUAUAAUUGUAAGUAACAGUAAACGUUGCCAAGUACAGUCGCAUCUUUUUUAAUUAUAAUAAUAAUGUUGACGUUACAAUAUUGUGCCUGUAAUUUUGAUUUUUUGUGAAUAUCUGUAUUCGCACCUGUACCGGUUUUUUUACAUUAUUUUUUAUAUAAACUUAACGUUAAUAAUGAAUCGUCAUUAGAAAAUUAACGAAAAUAAAAGCUCAAACAAGUACGACACUGGUUUAAUUCCUGUGUGUAGUCACGGCCAGUUUAGGGCAAAAUCUUGUUGGCAGCUAACGUAGGUUGUGUUUAUUUAAAAGUAAACGAUCGCACCUGAACUGCUACGUCAUAUCAUUAGAUGUAAUCGAAUCGAAAUCAAUAUUGAACACCGCUAUCGAUUGUGACUUUGUCAUUUUGAACUAUGGACGGACCUACGAACGAAUUUUGUCUCUUUGUGUAAUUUAGGUUUAAGUUAGUAUAAUAAUUCGACGUAAUGCUGUUAAGGUAAACCUAGUAUCCGAAUAAAAGAAAUGCAACAA
Messenger RNA from Nymphalis io (European peacock), 9416 nucleotides. Its product is annotated as prolow-density lipoprotein receptor-related protein 1-like. Lineage: Eukaryota; Metazoa; Arthropoda; Insecta; Lepidoptera; Nymphalidae. Bases 180 to 7931 code for a protein of 2583 amino acids. Gene Ontology annotation, molecular function: calcium ion binding; protein binding. The transcript has 43 exons. The record is from RefSeq and is a predicted model, not a curated record.